AUGUCCGCCAGCUGGGACCCCGACAAGGAAGGCAGUGCCCUGGGCGCAGAGGACGCUGGCGAGUUCUCGGAGAACAUGCAGAUCCUGGGCGAAGGCUUCAGAAAAGCCACCCUUGAAGAGGACUACGAGAAGGCCCUGGAGGCACGCAACGAGAGGCGCAAGCUGCUGGAGGCCAAAGAGAAAAAGAAGACCGAGCUCCUGAACAAGUGA
Molecule: messenger RNA, 210 nt
Organism: Symbiodinium natans
Lineage: Eukaryota; Dinophyceae; Suessiales; Symbiodiniaceae
Source: the annotation of a GenBank genome assembly